Limanda limanda (common dab) is the source of this 4613-nucleotide messenger RNA. It is a transcript of the gene mmp15b, whose product is annotated as matrix metallopeptidase 15b. Bases 229 to 2208 code for a protein of 659 amino acids. Gene Ontology annotation, cellular component: extracellular matrix. The transcript is spliced from 10 exons. The record is from RefSeq and is a predicted model, not a curated record. Gene Ontology annotation, biological process: extracellular matrix organization; proteolysis; collagen catabolic process. Gene Ontology annotation, molecular function: zinc ion binding; metalloendopeptidase activity. Lineage: Eukaryota; Metazoa; Chordata; Actinopteri; Pleuronectiformes; Pleuronectidae.
UGAGUCCGGUCCCCCCAGCAGAGCCGAGUGAAGACACUCCACCCACCUCCAUGGAGGGGUCCCCGCGCCUCUGACUCGGACCCAGGAAUGGAGCGCUCCUCCGGGACACAGGUGCACUGCUGAACACCGCGGCAGCUCUCCCGUUAGCGAACACUUCAAAGUAGUACUUGCGCCUUUUUUAAAACCCGUAGCGCUGCCAUUAAAAGUCGGUAAAGACAUUACUACACCAUGGGCCCCCCCCCGCGGGCCCGCUGCCCCUGGUUGCUGUGGAGACGGACCCUGCUCACGCUGUGGCUGUGCGCGCUCGGGACGCGUGCAGCGGAGGAGGGAUCCUUCAACGCGGAGUCAUGGCUGAGGAUGUAUGGUUACCUGCCCCAGGCCAGCAGACAGAUGUCGACCAUGCGAUCAGCUCAGAUCUUGUCCAACUCCAUCAGCGAUAUGCAGCGGUUCUAUGGCCUGGAGGUCACCGGACAGAUGGACCCUUUAACCAUCAGUGCCAUGAAGAGACCCCGCUGUGGUGUGCCUGACAAGUUUGGAGGCCAGAUCAAAACCAAUGUGAGGCGGAAGCGCUACGCCCUCACCGGACAUAAAUGGAACAAGAGCCACCUCACAUACAGCAUCCAGAACUACACUCCCAAGGUCGGAGAGUAUAAUUCAUACGAAGCCAUACGGCGGGCCUUUAAAGUCUGGCAGAGGGUCACUCCAUUGACCUUCGACGAAAUCCCUUACCAGGAGAUCAAAUAUGGACGACGCAAGGAGCCCGACAUCAUGAUCUUCUUUGCGUCAGGUUUUCAUGGAGACAGCUCUCCUUUUGAUGGAGAGGGAGGAUUCCUCGCCCACGCCUACUUCCCUGGACCUGGAAUGGGCGGGGACACGCACUUUGAUUCUGAUGAGCCGUGGACCAUAGGAAACCAGAACAUACAAGGUAAUGACCUCUUCCUGGUCGCAGUCCACGAGCUGGGUCACGCCCUGGGUUUGGAGCACUCCAACAACCCCCUGGCUAUCAUGGCUCCCUUCUACCAAUGGAUGGAGACUGAGAACUUCCAGCUGCCUGAGGACGACAGGAGGGGCAUACAGCAGAUCUACGGUCACUCCGACAGUGGGCCCACCCCGGCCCUGCCCACAGUGACGCCACGCCGCCCGGAACCUCGGCCCCCUCAAACACCACCUCGACAUCCUGACCGUCCCAGAACCACUGAAAGACCAGAUCACUAUGGACCCAAUAUCUGUGAGGGGAACUUUGACACAGUCGCCAUGCUCCGAGGAGAGAUGUUUGUUUUCAAGGGCCUCUGGUUCUGGCGGGUGCGUCGGAACAGGGUACUGGAUAACUACCCCAUGCCCAUCAGUCACUUCUGGCGGGGUCUGCCUGGAGAUAUCGAUGCGGCCUACGAAAGACAUGACGGCAGGUUCGUCUUCUUUAAAGGAAACAGAUUCUGGCUUUUCAGGGAGGCUAACCUGGAACACGGCUAUCCAAUGGAGCUGACUGAUUAUGGUCGGGAUAUUCCCUACGACCGAAUAGACUCAGCCAUCUGGUGGGAGCCGUCCGGCUUCACUUACUUCUUUCAAGGAGACUGGUACUGGCGUUUCAACGAGCAGUCGCGCUCAGCUGACAGAGGCUACCCGAAACCAAUCAGCGUCUGGGGAUCGUCAGUGCCCUCUGCUCCCAAGGGGGCUUUCCUCAGCGAUGACGGAGCCUACACUUUCUUCUACAAGGGUUCCAAGUACUGGAAGUUUGACAACCACCGCAUGAAGAGCGAACCAGGCUACCCCAAGUCCAUACUAAGAGACUUCAUGGGCUGCAGUGUAGACCUGGACCAGGACAGAGACACGGACACAGACUCAGGGCGUAAAGUCCCAGAUGUGAACCGUCCGCCGUUCAACCCGGACGCAGGACGUGAAGGUGACAAGGGCAAAGAUCGGGACGGAACGGAUCAAGGUGGAACAGACAAAGACACGGGCAAAGGAUCAGACAGUGACAAAGACGAGGACUACCGUGAGGGUCGGGAGGAGGGCACCAACGAGGUGGACGUGGUGCUGAAGGUGGACGACAGCGAGGAGCGGACCAUGAACAUCCUGAUGGUAACCAUCCCACUGGUCCUGGUGCUGUGCAUCCUGGGACUGAUCUACGCCAUCAUCAACACGCUGCAGAGCAAAGGGGCGCCGCGGCUUCUGGUGCACUGUAAGCGCUCACUGCAGGACUGGGUGUGACCCUGGACAUUAGGGGGACACUGAACUUUGAACUUGAAUCGGACCUUAGACACCCGCCUCGUCUAAUCCCAGCCCCUCCAUCUCUGUGCUCAGUGGCUCCUGAAACUCUUAAUACUUGUGGUAGUAGAUCCAUACACUCACACAAACUAGAAUCAAGCAUAAAUUAUGUCUUACAUAUACACACACACACACACACACACAUCAUCCUAACCUCCUCUUGUCUCCCAUGGUGCUCUACAAUGCGUUGACUGUAGUCUAUUUAUAUGAGAGAAGUUUGCACAUUGGUUUUUUUUUUUGUUAUUUUUGUCUGGAUUCAUUUUGUGUGACUUUUUGUUAUUAUUAUUUUUAUUUCUAAACCAGGAAGGCCGCUCUGUUCUCUCUUCCUCCCCCUUUCCCUAAUCUCAGUGGGGGCUUUUUCCUCUCUGAUAACUUGACAUCUGUGUAUGCUAUCAGUCUUGCCACAAAAGAAAGACACAUGUAAAAGGCUUGAACAGACGGGUCACUUAACGUCCACAUGAGGUUUAGCUGUGUUCCUUCCUCCUUUCAUCAUCAUCUUCUCCACCCUGCUCCAUCUCCUCGCUUGUUUCUGCAGUAGAGCACAGUCGUCCAGAUGUGAGAGCUGAGAUAGAACGCAGCAGGGUUUGGUCACUGAAGACAUUUCACUAUAGUUUUGAUGUGGUUGUUAGUCUGAAGGUUGAAUCUGGAGUUCUGCUUGUUGUUCAUACAGACACUGCUUCGGUUUUAAGGGAUAAUUCCGGUCAACUCACAUAAUAACUCACUUAAUUUUGCAGUUUUAUCCGUUGAUUGUCAAAGUUGCUAGAGUUCUUGUUGCAAUGGGAUCACUCCAGUCUGCUGACAUACUCACAGGUCGAACCAGACCCACCUCUCUUCAUUUUGAUCUCAGGUACAAACUUGUCGAGUUCAUGACAGCAUCUUGCACUGUUGUGUUGUACUGAGCCGUAAAAUGUUGACGACUCAUUUUUCAUGAUGUUUAAAUGCAUAAACUCUUGAGCGAAUCAAACAAACACCAAGUGAUCUUCAUCUACUGAUCAAGUCCUAAUAACUUGUGAUGAGUGUUAGUGCUUAUUAGUUAAAUUGAAUCGACCACUGGCUCUUGAGAGCUGGGGGUGGGAGGCAGUGAAAGAAGCGGAUGCAGGUGCAGCGUUAGUGACACUUUCCUCAGCAAUUCACAUUCUCUCCGCCCUUGCCAAAGUGCAGACAUAGGCGAUUGCCUAGUUUGCCUAUAUGGACGCUACGGCUUUGCUCACAUCGGCUCCUCCAGGCAGACAAAGACAGCCGGAAUUCCGGAGGGUCCCCCUCAGACAUUUGCGUUCACACACACAGCCCCUCCAGAGAAAUACCUAAGUGUCUCAUGAGUUAAGUACGUUUGAAAGAAGUGUCUCCAGGUCCAUAUUUUUGCCAUGAUCACACCUAGUUAAAUGCUGAGAUCUAUGACUUGGGCACACAGCAUUAUUGCCAAAGGGAAUUCAAACACUUGGCUUAAAUUAGGAAAGAUAUCAAAACUAUCACACAAACAUAAAUUAGUUCACUAACUACUCACUAAAUAAUCACUAUCCACAGUCAUAUUUAUAAGUCCAAUAUGAUAAAAAAGACACGAUGGCUAAAUCUACAAAAAUAAAUCCCCAACACACCUUAAUUAUCUUUUGAAGUCAGACUACUUGUCUCUUGUUUUCCUUCUUUAUCUUGUGCCCACACAGUUGGACAAUAGGUCUACCUCUUUUCCUCUCCUUACUUGGAAACCUUUUAAAGACCUCUUUGGCUGAAAAGGUAAACAGACGUUUGAGGGUAACCUCUUCCUUUAGCUUUCAUUUAUGGGGCUAAUUCUCAUAGUGCCUCUUCUCUGUCAACAAUGAGACUCCAGAGGAGACAGACUAAUGGUUAAUUUAAAGUCAGCUCACUAUGAAAUAACACAGGAGAGGCCGCAUUUAUUGCAUCUCUGUGCGUGUGACAAAACAAGAGACAAAGCAAAGCCACAGCUUUUCAUUUCAGAGCAGGAUGUUUCACCACAAAACAACCCAGCAGUCACAGGGUGCAGCUAAUGUACCGAGGACUUAAUAAUCGCCUUUUUACUGCUCGUGCUUUUUAAAAAGGAAGAACCCUCCAUGACAACCUGUGGUCUUUUGGUUUUAAAGACGGUGAAGCUGGGAGCACUAGGGUGGGCUCGGGCCAUGCAGGAUCAUGUGAUCACAGACUAAUCCUCUUCAUUAAAAAGCAGCAGGUGUGUGCAAAUGCUGUUCACCCCCGCGACCCCUAAACUAAACCUUGAACUUCCAGAAUGAAAACACUACCCACUCCCGUUUCAUCUCCCACGAACAGAGAUAGGAUGAAGGGGAGUGUGUGGGCAGGAAAUAUUUUAUUAUGUUUUUUAGCAUUUAGCUACUUAA